Molecule: messenger RNA, 783 nt
Organism: Cynocephalus volans (Philippine flying lemur)
Lineage: Eukaryota; Metazoa; Chordata; Mammalia; Dermoptera; Cynocephalidae
Gene: UPK1B
Product: uroplakin 1B
Exons: 7
Coding region: 1-783 (260 amino acids)
Cellular component (GO): membrane
Source: RefSeq, a predicted model, not a curated record
AUGGCCAAAGACGACUCCACUGUUCGUUGCUUCCAGGGUCUGCUGAUUUUUGGAAAUGUGAUUAUUGGUAUGUGUGGCAUCGCCCUGACCGCAGAGUGUAUCUUCUUCGUAUCCGACCAACACAGCCUCUACCCGCUGCUUGAAGCCACUGACAAUGAUGACAUCUACGGGGCUGCCUGGAUUGGCAUGUUUGUUGGCAUCUGCCUCUUCUGCCUGUCCAUUCUAGGCAUUGUAGGCAUCAUGAAGUCCAACAGGAAAAUUCUUCUGGCGUAUUUCAUUCUGAUGUUUAUAGUGUAUGGAUUUGAAGUGGCAUCUUGUAUCACUGCAGCAACACAACGAGACUUUUUCACACCAAACCUCUUUUUGAAGCAGAUGCUGGAGAGGUACCAAAACAACAGUGCUCCCAACAAUGACGACCGAUGGAAAAACAAUGGAGUAACCAAAACCUGGGACAGGCUCAUGCUGCAGGACAAUUGCUGUGGUGUAAAUGGUCCAUCAGACUGGCAGAAAUACACAUCUGCCUUUCGGGCUGACAAUAAUGAUGCCGACUAUCCCUGGCCUCGUCAGUGCUGUGUAAUGAACAAUCUUAAAGAACCUCUCAACCUGGAGGCUUGCAAACUAGGAGUGUCUGGUUAUUAUCACAAUCAGGGCUGCUAUGAACUGAUCUCUGGACCAAUGAACCGACAUGCCUGGGGGGUUGCCUGGUUUGGAUUUGCCAUUCUCUGCUGGACUUUUUGGGUUCUCCUGGGUACCAUGUUCUACUGGAGCAGAAUUGAAUAUUAA